CUUAUCUACAGAUAUGGCAAGGUGAAAAACAAACAUGUAACAAUAUGGAAGCACUGCUGUUUCCUUCAAAUAAAAAUAGCUUCCCAUUUUGAACUAACUGACGGAUAUAUUAGCGUGCAGAAAAAAAUGUCAAUACAUCACAAGCUGUUGCUGUAUAUAUGUGUAGAAAUACUUCUCCAAUCAUCAUCAGAGGCUGCAAGCUGCGAUAGAGUUGUAAAAGAGAAUGAUGCGCUCAUUGUUAACUGUAGCGGCAAGUAUAACGAGUACGCCAUGAAUUGGUAUGUGUACGUGGAGGAACGUCCAGUUUUUGUGGGACAAUGUACACACAAUAUUUUGUACUCACACACGCAGUGCCAUCUGACGCAGUCCAAUUAUAACUUAGACUAUGAGAUAGGAAAUUUCACGGUAAAAAGUUCACCCUUCACAACUUACCUCAAAGUGUUUCAUGUGCCGCGAACGUUGACUCAAGUUGCAUGUGUUAAGACAAGCGGUUGGAAUAGGCAGACUUUAUCUAAGUGCGAGAUUACAACUGUAGUACCGCCUUACAGCACCUAUUGUAACAGCUCCGUCGCCAACUUUGGUCAAACAUUUCUGAUCACCUGUACAUUUUUGGUCUACCCACAAGGCAGGUGUAGGCUCAACUCACAGUUCGCACUUCCCGAGUCAGACAUAAAAUUACAAACCACCUACAGCCACAAAUCAAUAUAUGGGAGAGCACUCUAUGAAACAACUUGCACGAUUGAAGGGAUAGUCCACAACAUCAUGUACACGCCCUUCAGAGUGGAGGUGUGGCCGGAUGUGGACAAUGGCGACACGUUCUCGACACUCAGUAACUGGAUCUCGCUCGAUAACUUUGACGACAGCCUAGUGUUUACUGUCAACAAAUUGACUACACACAUCAGCGUCAACAAACAGCAUCCAGCCCACUUCCUUUGUCACGUCAACAACAUCCCCGACCUGACCCUCACCCUGUACAAGGGCAACCUCCGCCAGGUGAUAUACAGAAGCCCAGUGGUCAACACGCUUCAGUACACCCUGUACAUGACGUCAUGCGGUGACUCAGAAGAGUACAUCUGUCGGGCAGAAAAUGACGUCAUCAUUGAGAAGCGUAUCACUGUUAAUCUAAAAUCAUGUGGAACGGAUGAGACUACAACAUACGAUAUCGUCGUCUACACUGCAGUCCCCCUCUGCCUCAUCAUCCUUAUCGUUAUUAUUACCAUUACUGUCGUCAAUGCCAGACGGAAGAUCAAACUCCGUAACGCCCUUGAUGCGGCUCACGCCCACCGCCCCGGUGACCUACACAUGUCCAGCCGCCCAGUCCACGAUAGCCAUCAGUCGAGGAAUUCACCUGCAGCAAACCAGACAUCAUAUGACGUCAGAUUCUCGGGUGACCCUCCGUCAUACAGCGCCAUAUUCCACACCAGCGCGAACAAUGACGUCCUACCGUCAGCGGAUAUUCCCGCAUUUUACCCUCUUCCUCCGCCGUACGAAACCGUAUACACACAAGUACAAGGCGAACCACAAAGGGAUGUAACUCAAUGUAAUCAAGAAAAUAACAAGCACGGUGAUUCAACAAACAACCCACCUCCCCCUUAUCCAGGAAGUCAACCAUAGUUAAAUAUCAGCUGUCAAAUUCGCAAAUAUUUUGUUUUAUAAAAAUAAAUUCUGUCGGUCAACAAAAAAAAAAACCUACACGAACAUAUUAUAUUUAUAUUUAGUGACUAAAUGACAUUCCAUUUUAACAUGUAUUCUGUAUGUCUUUCUAUAUUUAUUUAAAGUUAUAUUUAAGAUGUAUGAUGAAUAUAUAUGGAAGAGAAAUAUUGAUCUUACUAUUUAAAAUCAUACUGUACGAUAGAUAAAAUGGGCCAUAAACCCUCAUGUCAUUUCGAAUAAAAGUAGGCCUAUAUAACAUAGCUCGGCAUUGUGAGACAUUCUACUUUUAUGUAUAUUGAUAGAAAAAUUAAAUUGUUUAUAGUUUAUACUUUUCAAAAUUUCAAAUAUAUCUUCUCUGUGUAAUAAAUAUGCUUUUUUUAUUAAUUUAUUUUUAUUUUUUAUUUUUAAUAUGGGAUGACGUGGCCUGGAGGUAAAGCACUACGAUCCUAAUCGAAAUUCUCGAUUUCGAAUCCAGGUUCAAGUCAGUGGAAAGUCCUUGGGUCCAGCCAUCCUUGAUGGGUACCUAAACCGUUUAGAGAAAGUAAAGAAGCUGGGCAUAGUGCUGACCACAUAAUCUCUUCAUACACCAAGUUCAAGGAAUCUAUAACUCUACUUCAUCUGCCCAAUUGAUCGCUAGGUUUAAAAAGGAAUCGUUACUUUUUUUUAAAUAACAAAGCUUUAAAGUUUGCUUGAACCUACCGUUUAAAUGCCACAUCGACUUAAC
Messenger RNA from Physella acuta, 2377 nucleotides. RefSeq lists its product as uncharacterized. NCBI's taxonomy places the organism in Eukaryota, Metazoa, Mollusca, Gastropoda, Physidae. The record is from RefSeq and is a predicted model, not a curated record.